UGAAGCCUGUGGAGACACAACUUUGACAAGUGCGGCGCGAUUUAUUUACCACACACACAUGGAAUAAAAGCCAAGAUGGAGAACUUCGGGAGGAAUAUACUUUUCAUUAUGUUUGUCAUAACUGACAGAAUCUGCUACUCACAGUCCUUCAACGUUGGCACUGCAGAUGCCAAGAUCUUCGGUGGACCAGCAGGGGAAGAGUUUGGUUACACCAUCCAGCAAAUGACCAAUCAUCAAGGCAAAUGGCUUGUGGUCGGUGCUCCCUGGAGUGGUUUCAGUUCAAACAGGAAAGGGGAUGUUUACAAGUGUCCCGUCUCAGGGUCCCAGAACAGCUGUGACAAGCUCAGUCUUCAGGAUUCUGUCAGUAUUCCUGAUGUGAGAAACAUCAACGUGAACAUGAGUCUUGGUAUGACUCUCACACGGAUGCCCUCAAUCAGUGGUUUGAUGACGUGUGGUCCUCUUUGGGCACAGCAGUGCGGAAGUCAGGACUACUACCCAGGAGUGUGUGCAGGAAUCAGCCCCUUCUUCACCCCUGAACCUGCCUUCUCCCCCGCCGUCCAGAAAUGCGGAGGACCGAUGGACAUUGUGAUAGUUUUGGACGGCUCCAACAGCAUUUAUCCUUGGGGUCCGAUGACUGACUUCCUCCAGAAACUAAUACCUGCACUAGACAUCGGGCCUGAAAACACGCAGGUCAGCGUCAUUCAGUAUGGAGUUUAUCCCAAGUUUGAAUUCAGACUAAAUGAAUUUAAAACCAAAGAGGAAGUGAUUGCUGCAGCCUCUGUGAUCUCACAAAUGUAUGGUUCUUCCACCAACACCUUCCGUGCAAUAGAGUAUGCCAGCGAGCAAGGCUUCAGUCAGAGUAAUGGUGGUCGUAAAGGUGCCGCCAAGGUGAUGGUGGUUGUGACAGAUGGGGAGUCACAUGAUGUGGACAAGAGGGACUCAGUCAUUGAAGAAUGUCAGAGACAAGGAAUCACCCGCUUUGGUAUUGCUGUCCUGGGUUACUACAUCAGAAACAACAUUGACACUAAAAACCUAAUAAAGGAAAUCAAGUCCAUUGCCAGUUCGCCUGUCGAGAAGCACUUCUUCAACGUGUCUGAAGAGGCUGCCCUUUCCACAAUCGUUGGAACACUGGGGAACCGCAUCUUCAACAUUGAAGGCACCGGGAAAGGGGGCGAAAACUUUCAGAUGGAGAUGUCCCAGGUGGGAUUCAGUGCUCACUACGCCAGCAAACAGAACGUGAUGAUGCUCGGGGCGGUGGGGGCUUACGCGUGGAGCGGGACUGUCGUUCACCAAACAGGAUCCAAAGCAGACAUCCUCCCUUCCUCUGCAUUUGAGGGAACCCUUCAAGACAGAAACCACAGCUCAUUACUGGGUUACUCGGUCACCUCACUGAGCGAUGGCUCCAGAGAAUAUUUUGUGGCUGGUGCACCUCGCUCCAACCACUCUGGACAGGUGGUCGUCUACACCAUCAACGCCCAGAAACAGUUCAAGAUUAUAGACUCAGAAAGAGGAAGACAGAUCGGCUCGUACUUCGGCAGUGUCCUGUGCUCCCUGGACGUCGACAGAGACGGGGUGUCGGACCUCCUGCUGGUCGGAGCGCCCAUGUUCAUGAGCGAGCUGAAGAAAGAGCAGGGCAGGGUCUUCCUCUUCUCCAUCACCAAGGGGAUCCUGAAUGAGCAGGGCUUCCUCAGUGGGCCUUCCCCAGCGGAGAACGCCCGUUUUGGAAUGGCCAUCUCCGCGGUGCCCGACCUCGACCUUGACGGUUUCAAUGAUGUGGUCGUUGGAGCCCCACUAGAGGAUCAGGAGAGGGGGGUCAUUUACAUCUACAAUGGAGAAAAGAAGACAUUACACAAACAGUUCUCACAGAGAAUCCUUGGCUCCAAGCUGGACCCUAAUGUGCAGUUUUUUGGAAGGUCCCUUGACAGCUAUGUAGACCUGAAUGGCGAUACCAUCCCUGACAUCUCAGUCGGGGCGCAUGGUAAAGUGGUGCAGCUCUGGUCCCGUGGUCUGGCUACCAUCACAGCUAAAGCUUCCUUCACCCCUGAUAAAAUCAGCAUUUUGAACAAGGCUUGUGUGAUUAAUGGACGUAAGUUCUCCUGUUUCAACACCAGACUCUGCUUCAGUGCCACGUUCAGGCCCAAGAAUCCCGUCGGACCCGUUGACAUAUCCUACAACCUGACCCUGGACGCUGAUUUGCAGGCCUCUCGAGUGACGUCUCGAGGACUGUUCAGUAGCAACAAUGACCGCUUCCUCUCUGGAAAUGAACGAAUAUCGUCUAAGCCUGUGUGUCAAGACUACCAAGUCCAUGUUCAGGAGGCACCAGACUUUGUCAACUCCAUCAGUCUGAAGGUCAGCAUCGGCCUGCAGAAUCCAGAUGCAAACCCGGUCCUCGAUGCCUUUUCUCCGAAUUCCUGGGAGUUCUUUGUCCCCUUCUCUAAAGACUGUGGCUCUGACGAGGUGUGUGUGAGUGACCUGGUGCUGGCAGCGAAGACGGUAUCAGACGUGCCCAGCUCAGGUCCCGUUCUGGUCAACAACAACAACCAGGAGCUGUCGUUUGAAGUGGCUGUGAAGAACAACAAGGAGAACGCUUACAACACUCAGCUGCUGAUCUCGCACUCCAGCAACCUCUUUUAUGCCUCCAUCAAACCUCCUAUGGACGGUACAACAGUCAAAUGCGCCUCUACACAGAAAACACAUGUUACCUGCCAAGUGGGAUACCCGGCUUUAAAAAAAGACCAAGAGGUGAAAUUCGGGAUCAAUUUUGACUACAACUUUGCUCAGUUGCAAAAUCGAGCUGAGGUGAACUUUGAGGCGCAAAGUGAUGGUAAAGAGGACAGACCUGCAGACAACAAAGUGAGCAUAUCCAUUCCUGUCAGAUAUGAUGCCGAGGUCGUUAUAUCCAGGCAUUCAAAUACCAAUUACUUUGUGGCAAAUAAAACCGAUCCAGUGGUCACGAUGGUGAAAACCCUAGAUGACAUUGGGAAAGAGUUUAACUUCUCCCUGAAGAUUUCAACAGGUAACUUCCCCGUCAGCCUCCUGUACCUGACCAUAGCUCUACCUAUGACCACCAAAGCUGGAAAUCCGCUGCUCUAUGUCACCGGUUUGGACACACAAGCGGGAGGCUCAGUAAGCUGUGACUCCAGCAGCCUGGUUGACCCGCUGAAGAUUGGCACGAAGCCCUACAAAGCGUCCUUCACUGAAGAGAGCCUCAGAGGCAUAAAGAAGCUGGACUGUGACAGUGCUAAGUGCCACUAUGUUAAAUGUAAUCUCAAAGACAUUGAACUAAAGAGUGACUACUUUGUGAACAUUACAACGAGGAUAUGGAGCGGCACAUUUGCUGUGGCCACCUAUCAGACCAUUGAGCUGACCUGCAGCGCUGACAUCGAGAGCUCCCAGCCUGAUCUACUCGUCAUUGGCCACAAGCAGUUACCGGUGGUGGUGACAGUCAGUAAGCUUGGAGAGACGGCGGAUGUGCCAGUGGGGGUGAUAGUGGGCAGCAUAAUAGGAGGGCUGCUGCUGCUGGCACUGGCUGUCGGACUACUGUGGAAGUUUGGCUUUUUCAAAAGAAAGUACAAGCAGCUUCAGGGCGAUGGCGGCGAAGACAACUCACCUGACGACGGUGUGCUGUGAACUGAGGAGAGGACUUCCAGCUUUCUCUCUGUGACGGAUGUUAUCAAAGUGGAUUCUGCCAUUUCCAGUUUGCAAACUGAGAAUGGACAGUAGCUCAAUCACUGGGAUUGGGCAUUUUAGUAAAAUGGGAACAGUUUUCCAUAGCAGCAGUGUUGACCUCUGACUCUGGUCAGCAUCCUGCAGGUUGAGGAUAAUCUUCUGUUGAAUUUACAGAGGACUGUGGUACGUCUUAACUUUUGUCUUCUGGAUUGUACAUUGAGAGACGGCUGUUAUGCACUGAAUUUGAAUAAAUGUAAAAAUGUUUUUUUUUUUUUCAGUAUGCCAAAAAAUACCUUAACAUUUGUUUGGCCAUGGUUUGAUAUUACUGUAACAAUUUUGGUGCAGAUGUUGCCAUCCCUAGUAUGACAUUCUCAAACAACUUUUUGUAUUGACCAUGUAUAAUGACAUGGUAGGCAGAACAAGGAUGGAAUUUUAUGAUCAUCAAUAGUUCUCUGUGUAAACAUUAGUAUUGUUUUUUGUCCUUGUGGUGUGUCCCUUUGCUGUCUUCAGCACGCACAGAACAAAUUUCAGAAAAAAGAGAGUUUUUAAAUUUGAUCUAUGUUGGUUUUAACAUCGACUGACAUCCCUUGAAUGUCUUUUUUUGUUUUGUAAAAGCUCACAGAGGGAGCCAUUGCAUCAGGAUUUAAAUCAGCUCAUUAGAAACUUAAUAGACAUUCAUCAGUUCAACUGCACUGACAUGCAUAGAUUAAAAUAGUUGUAGUUCUCAAACAUUACGCUUAAAUCUGACAUCCUCCAAAUUUUCACAUUGGCAGUACUUGCCUGUAAGACUCUGGCCUCCAGACCUGAGUAAAGGCAGAAGGAUUGCAGCCACAUCUUCAGGCCCGUCAGGGAAAAGUUAACCUGACUAAGUGCCUGAAAGCACCUUAACAAGGUGGUACGUCCUUAACUUGUAAAAUUAGAAAAAUUUAAUUGUUUAAAUUGACUCACCAAGCAUUCCCUGUUAUGUUAUUGACCCAGUGGAUGCAAGAAAAGGAGCCUGUGCUGUUUCAGUACCAAUGCAAAAAGCUGUUAAAACAAAACAACUUGUAGUAUAGUUAAAAUUAUAUAAACUAUAAUGUAGUUGAUUGGAGAUAAAAUGGAGAUCAACUGCAAAGACUGUUACAUGAUAUGUUCUCAUCCUUUUGCAUGAGGAUCUAAGGUGGCAACUACAGACUAAAUAAUAGGGUGGCAACACAAAAGAGAAAAAACUCACACUCGGCACUGCAUCUGUCCAUGGUCCAUCAUUAUUUAUUUAUGCCUUGCUUAAUGCAGUGAUUACAAGGGUAAUGUGCUCCAUAAAUUCACCCACCUUUGUUUCUCACAGCAGGACUGGGCAAGUGAAGGGCAACCGUGUGCCACAGAGCAGACAAGAGUCUGCAGGUUUUCAUGGAAACCAAAGACAGCAGCUCAUUCUGCUGGCUGGUUCCUCAUCUCUGGUUGAAGGUUAAUCGGUGAAAUCAACACUUGUGGCCUUUGGCUGGAACUGAAAACCUGUGGACUCUCCAUGCCCUUCAUGCUUGCCUAACCCUGGUUUAGGUACAUGCAAAUGCCGCUGCAUCUGGGUGUAUUUGCACAAUUCUACCACAAGGUGGCAGCAUGAUAUAAGUCACAUAUUGGGACUGUAUCUUUAUGCUGCUGUACGUGGGUGGCACUCAAAAUCUACUUUGCUUAGGGCAUCAAACACAUUUGUUUACUUAUCAUUCAGAUGGUAUUUGCUGUUGAGUUCUUCUUGUUGCUCUCUUGUUUUCGCCUCUCUUCUCUCCUUUUCUCCCCUUUCCUCUCCUGCUGGAAUACCUCUGGAAAGCCUAACCUUGCUCGGAACCCUAGUUGGAUCACAUCCUUCCAAAAAUCAAUACAAUUUAAGUUUUUUUCCCCUAACUCAAUUCAUUUCUUUGUCACAUUUUUGACUGUCGUGCUCUCCCUUAGUUGGGUUAAUCCUUCCCUUGACUGUUUUGGAAUGUUUUUUCUGAAUGUUUUUCUUUUCAAGAAGCCAACUCCAGCACCCAGCAGAGUCUUUAGCAUACAUUCCUGGCAAGGUGGGAUCUACUAUUUGUCCCUAAUAAGUAGCAUAUUUUUGGGACCCCACACUCCAGUCUUUCUUGUUGGGGAGAAUUAUAGUAUUUGAUAAAUGACUAAACUACUCCGUUUCACAAUUCUCGAUACACUACAGUGUUGAGAAACAGCAUUUGGAUUCAGUGUGUGGACAGGGAACAAUGUGGAAAUAGUUUACGAAACGAGAUGCAGUGGAAGUGUUUGACCACCUUUGUGAGCUUGUCCUUCUGGGGUUCCUGCAGAAGAUUGGCAGUUAUGUAGCAAUACACUCAGCACAUACCACAGUGGGAAGAUUGCUCACAAAUUGCUGCAAUAUUCUUCGUAAGUCAAAUUUGAAACUGAUCUCAUGGUUUACUAUCUGAUGACAGCUCAAAUAAGACUGACCUUUAUUUGCACUUUGUCAAGCCUUUAGAGUAGCCUGUACAGUAAAUCUUAGAGCAUUAAGUUCAUGCUCUCACUAUAAUUUCAGGAUAAUUUCUUCCGUCUCGUUGCAUAGCAUUGGUUUCUGUUUAUUUCACAAAUUACCGACAAGUUGUGAUGGUGGUGGUUCACUGUUUUGUUUUGUUUUUCUUUUCUCUUUCCUUUUUUCUUUUGUUGUGCUCGAGAAUUAAAUUGAAAACUUGAACAUUUUGCUACGCAUGUUUUGGGGAGAUUUUCUAUGCAGCGUGUUUGUUACAGUCUGUUCAAAGGGCAAAAAGCUGCAUUCCAUCGAAUUACUGUAUAAACUUUAGGCUGUUUUGUAUCAAAAUGGAUAACACACAACCCAGAUUUUCCCAUGUCAUCAGAAAUGUGUGCAACCAUUUCAACUAAUGCCCGGCCUUGGCUCUGUUGCUCUCCCUCAGAGAGAGUAUCUUUUUUGGUGAAUAUUUUGUAUGCUAAAUUAUAAUUAAAGUGAACUUCAAACAA
Myripristis murdjan (pinecone soldierfish) is the source of this 6627-nucleotide messenger RNA. It is a transcript of the gene itga2.2, whose product is annotated as integrin, alpha 2 (CD49B, alpha 2 subunit of VLA-2 receptor), tandem duplicate 2. Gene Ontology annotation, cellular component: external side of plasma membrane; integrin complex. Gene Ontology annotation, molecular function: integrin binding. The transcript is spliced from 30 exons. The coding region runs from base 76 to 3630 and encodes 1184 amino acids. Gene Ontology annotation, biological process: cell adhesion mediated by integrin; cell-matrix adhesion; cell-cell adhesion. NCBI's taxonomy places the organism in Eukaryota, Metazoa, Chordata, Actinopteri, Holocentriformes, Holocentridae. The record is from RefSeq and is a predicted model, not a curated record.